CUCGCCGUCUGAGUGUUCCGUUUCCUGAAUCGCGUCCUUUUCCACAUUUUCUGCACUUCUGCAGUGAUCAUGGAUUUUUCUUUAUCAGAGAAAUCGGGUGUGAAACAUUUAGAACGAGUGCGUGGUUGCGAAGUAGAGUCAAUCUUAUAUCCAUUCACAAUCUGUAAAAUCCAAGCGUCUUUUGUGACUACUCUCCAAUUCUCGAUGAAAUAUUUCAGCCGCCCCCCGGUUUGUUAGGGGUGCUUGUACUUCGAGAGUAUGACGUAAUUGUUGAGCUCUUUUCUUGCUGUGACAAGUUUUUGUAAGAAAUGAUGUCCAAACAAAUGUUUGCUAAAAGAACAACAAGUUCAGUGGUUGAGAAAAUUAUUUUGAAAAGAGGAAAGAGCUACUUCUCUAAACCUACUCUGCAUUGUCAAACAUUGACGAUUUAAGUAGUGUUUCUUUGGCCUGAGCUUUGUUUCGAAUUAAUUUUGAAAGAAAGAAUGAUCUUCGCUCCUUCAGAAAGUGUGCGUUUGCUUGACCUAACGUAAUAAUUGUCUCUUGAACAUAUUUGCGAAGCUUCUUUGGACGUAGCCGUUUUUCCGAUUUUAACCCUGACUGUACUUUUGCUCACAUCAUCGUCAAUGUAUUCGACGUAUGCUGUUUAAGUGCUUUAGUGUUUUAUCGUUUCUCACCGCGAAUGACGUAAGAAAAAAUUCUAACAUUGAAGCAUUCAAUUCCGGUGCCGAAAUACAUUGAAUUUCCGUUAUUUUCAUUUUAUCUAAUGUUUUAGAUUUUAAAACACCACAUUUGUAAAUCAUCCUAAAAUGUUUGCUGAUGAAAUUUUACAUUUCUGUUAGUAAUGCACGGUUAUGUUUCUUUGACGUUGGGUCGAAGAAUUUUCUGUCACUAUCAUUUGAGUUAGAUGAGGCUGUCGAUUCAGGAGAAGGAGCCGAAAAACUUGAUGAUGAGGACGAACCAGAAGCAGAUGAUUGUGACGAUUAUUGA
This is a messenger RNA of Didymodactylos carnosus, 987 nucleotides long. Lineage: Eukaryota; Metazoa; Rotifera; Eurotatoria; Philodinida; Philodinidae. The record is from the annotation of a GenBank genome assembly.